Messenger RNA from Drosophila elegans, 1958 nucleotides. RefSeq names its product sorting nexin-2 (gene Snx1). The transcript has 5 exons. The record is from RefSeq and is a predicted model, not a curated record. Gene Ontology annotation, molecular function: phosphatidylinositol binding. Gene Ontology annotation, biological process: early endosome to Golgi transport. Lineage: Eukaryota; Metazoa; Arthropoda; Insecta; Diptera; Drosophilidae. Bases 102 to 1478 code for a protein of 458 amino acids. Gene Ontology annotation, cellular component: endosome membrane; endosome.
ACUCUGGUCACAUUGCUGAGGCGACCGAAAAGAGAGAAAGAAAUUAGCUCCCGAUAAUUGCAAUUAAUUAUUAUUCAAACUAGCAACAUAAUAUAUCAAAAAUGGAGGUUGAAAGCCCGGAACACACGCGAGAUUUCGCCGAGGUGGACAUCAACAAUGGGGCGCCAUCGGGAUCGGAGGACGAGGAGGAGGAGGUUCCAGCGCCGGGAAGUGUAACUCUGGACAGGAAUGAAAGUGAUCUAUUUGUGUCGGCACUAAGUCCCAGCAGUAUCGGAGAUAUACACCCGCUGCAAGAGGUGCUCACCGACGACGGGGACUACUUCAUCAACAUUGUCAUCUCAGAUCCUCAGAAAAUUGGCGAUGGCAUGGGCUCCUAUUUGGCGUACAAGGUGACGACCAAAACGAAUAUUCCCAAGUUCAAGCGCAGCGAGUUCAGCACUCUGCGUCGCUUCAGCGAUUUCCUGGGCAUCCAUGAUCUGCUGGUGGGCAAGUACAUGCGGCUGGGUCGCAUCAUACCCCCAGCGCCCUCGAAGAACAUUAUCGGGAGCACCAAGGUGAAGAUAAGCCCGCAGCAAAGUGAACCGGGCACUCCGAUGAAUCAGGAAUGGGUUGAGAUCCGCCGGGCAGCUUUGGAGCGAUUUGUCCAUCGCACAGCCCAACAUCCAGUGCUACGCGUCGACCUGGACUUCAUGAACUUCCUGGAGAGCGAUCAGGAACUGCCGCGUUCUGUGAACACCUCAGCUCUCAGUGGAGCCGGCGUCAUUCGGCUGUUCAACAAAGUGGGCGAGACUGUGAAUAAGAUCACCUACAAAAUGGACGAGAAUGACCCAUGGUUCGAUGACAAGAUCACCGAGGUGGAGAGCCUGGAUGCCCAUCUGCAGAAGCUGCACAAUGCCAUGAAAUCGCUGGUCACCUCGCGGCGGGAGUUGUCGCUUCUCACUGGCUUAGUGGCCAAAUCGGCGGCCAUGCUGAGCACCUGCGAGGAGCACACUGGACUUUCGAGGGCUCUAUCCAACCUGGCGGAUGUGGAGGAAAAGAUCGAGCUGCUCCGCUCCGAACAGGCCAACUCGGACUUCUUCAUUCUGGCCGAGUUUAUCAAGGACUAUCUGGGCCUGUUCGGGGCCAUCAAGUGCAUUUUCCAUGAGCGUGUCAAGGCCUUUCAGAACUGGCAGUAUGCACAAAUGCAGUUGUCUAAGCGUAGGGAGAAUCGCGGACGCUUUGAGCUGGCCAACAGAGCGGAUAAGCUGGAUCAGGCCCAGCAGGAAGUGGAUGAGUGGCAGGGCAAGGUGCAGCGCUGUCAGCAGCAGUUCGACGACAUUUCGGCGGAAAUAAAGCGUGAAAUGGAGCGUUUCGAAUUGACCAGAGUUAAAGACUUUAAAGUAAACAUUAUCAAGUAUAUAGAAGACCAAAUGGCGCAUCAGCAACAGAUCGUCAGCUAUUGGGAGGCCUUUGCUCCGUUUGCCCGCGAAAUCGUUUAACUUUUAUUCCGAUUUAAUGCAUUUCCAGAAACUUUUUGAAUAACCAACAGCUACGCGCGCUACGAUCUUAUUCUGCGGGACCAAAUUCGUUCUUGACCCAUCAUUUGUGGAGCUACAAUUUCGCCUUCGCCGCCGCAGCUCGUAUUUUUAUGAAACUGCUUUCGUCGAUUCCUCUCAAGCAUAGAAAAGUUCAACUUUAUCGUUGCAUUCACAAAGCCUAUUUAUCUCCUUAUUCGUACACAGUAAUUAUUAUCAAGGCUUGUAUACAUUCAAAGAAGCUGAAAGGUUUUCACAGUACUCUCAUUCUAAGUAUGCAUUCGGUAUUAUCUAAAACACGGCAAUGUGGAUCUAGUUGUUAGAUGAAUGGCCAUUUCCAAAUUGAAGUUUAUACCAUUAUUAUUGGGAAAUGAUUUUCCCUAUUUAUUGUUGGUAUAUUUAUGUAUUUAUAUAUAUAUUCCUAUUAAAACAUUUUGUAUCAUG